AUGGUCUUGCUACCACUUGUUGCGCUUCUAGCGCCCUCUUCCAUUCUCUUGUUCCCUCACCUCGCUGAGGCCCAAUUCUACCAGGACUAUAUGCCCGAUACUACCCUGCCCGACAGCUAUCUAUACCAGCAUGUCCCGCAGGUCGCUCCAAUGCGCGUUAUUAACGUCCACCCUCACACCGUUUACCUGUCUUACAACUGUCAUUACAUGAGAGACAUCUGCAAGAAUGCCGAGCUAUUCCAGGCGUCCGCGCGAGGCCUUAACCUGCACCCCGCAAGCGGAAUCGACAACAAUGUCUAUGGCUAUGAUCUGGACACGGGCGAUGCUCCCACGGGAGAGCCAAGGUCUUGCCAAGAGUAUCGUCGUGACGCAUCUUGUCCUCCAGGCUGGAAGGAUACCCAUACUUGCCCGGAAGUAGACCAGCGCAAGCCCAUGAAAAGCAAUGGCGAGUGGUUCACAACAUCUCUGGAGCCGGGAACGACUGUCAACAAUUUGCAGCACCUGCGUGAUGGUAACAACAAUAUCAUCAGAAACUCCAGCAUCCGGUACUCGUGCGAUGAGUUCCCGCCAGCUACCUGGGUUGAAGGUGGGAAUGGUUGGGAUAGAAAUACCCCUUCCAACACGCGAUGUGCUGCAAUCGCCUGUGAAGGCGCCACAGGGGUCAAGGCCGAACAGAAUUGGCAAGGAUUAGCUCACGGCAGAUUGCGUAUUGAACUUCAAAACUUGGCCAGGACCCAUCCCGGCUACAAUCCAGCCAGGUCCAUCAUCUUCUUCAGGUUUCUUUUCAAUAAUGACGGGGCGGAUGAUGUUGCUGCCCGUGUCAUAGUUAUGAAGGAUAUUGGCACUUCCGAUGAAUUGAUUUCCGACAAUGUCAUCCCCCAACAAAAACGCAGUGUAGCCGCCGUCAAUUCUACCCUGACGAGCCUGACCGGUCCGGGCCUGACUGCCGAGGAGCUCAAGGCUCAUCUUAGGGCAGGCAGGGGUUACGAAACGCUGAUCCACGAAAACCUGACUGUUUCCGAACCAGACCUGGCUCGUCGAGACAGGAUCAUGAGCGACGUGCUUAGUAGGCGCGGCAUGCCCGGCAUGGACCAGCUGGAUGGCUUCGUUCUGAGCGACAAUGCGACGCUUCCCAGGAGUGUGUCAGAGGCGCCAAAGCUGAAGGGCCGAGGCGUAGGACCCCGCAAGCGCGCGCCGCUCAUGAGAAACACCACCUCCUGGCAGCUGGAGGAGGCCCGGCGCAUCGUGGACCAGGCUCGCGCCGAGUCGAACAAGCGCAACAUGGCCCGAGUAGCGAGGCCGCUCCGCAACCGACACUUCUACAGACGGAGCACUGGCUCAGGGGGGGGCAUAGUCGCGCGUGAGGCCAACGUGGAAGCCGGAUCUGCCGAGACCAUGCCGCCGCCGCCGCUUCUGGUCAUUACUGAUGAAAUUGCUGCAGCGGCCGCCCUGGUGGCCGAGGCAGACCUUCACGCCAAAACUGGUAACUGGACGAAGCGUGCUGUGGCGCCGGCGGCGGGCAAGGGAACCUUUUGGAUGCAACAUAUCGCCCGCAAAGGCACUGUGCCUUGGGGAGACGAUCCCAACUAUAUCGUCUUCCGAAACGUCAUGGACUACGGAGCCGUAGGCGACGGUGUCACGGAUGACACCAAAGCCAUCAACAAGGCCAUGGGAACGAACAGCACCCGCUGUGACCGGGGCUGCAACGGGUCCACGACCAAAAACGCCAUCAUCUACUUCCCCCCCGGAAACUACCUCGUCUCCUCCACACUUGCCAUGCCCUUUGGCACUCAGGUCAUUGGCGACGCCAACGAUCGCCCGACCCUCGUGGCCUCUCCCAAGUUUGUCGGCCUGGGCGUGCUGUCGACGGAUGAGUAUACGGGCGCGGAAGGUGUUGGAAUCGACGGCAAGGACCCCCAGUACUUUGUCAACACGGCCAACUUUUACCGCCAGAUCCGCAACAUCAGAAUAGACGUCAGACAGGUCCAGGAGGGAGCCAUCAUCACAGGCAUCCAUUACCAAGUCGCCCAAGCCACGAGCACGCAAAACGUCGAGCUGAUUGCCCAGUCAGGCACGGAGCAGAUUGGUAUGUUUGCCGAGAACGGCAGCGGUGGCAGCCUUACCGACGUAACCUUUACCGGCGGCGGCGUCGGCCUGAAGGCGGGCAGCCAGCAGUUUACAGCUCAACGACUCACAUUUAGCGGCUGCGAUGUUGGCAUUCAAGUCAUUUGGGACUGGGGCUGGGUGUGGAAGUCGAUUACCAUGAACAACGUGGGCAUUGGCUUUAAGCUUGUCGGCGAUGGCGGUGUUGGAAAUAUUGGCUCCGUCUCCAUUAUCGACUCGUCCAUUACUGGCGCCAACCAGGCCAUCGUCGUUAACCCCAUCAAGUCAGACCCUGGCAUGGGCAGCACAGGAAUAUCCCUCGAGAACGUGGCCCUAUCGGGAGUCGGCGUGGCUGUUGCCGACACGACUGGCGCAACGCUUCUGGCUUCGUCAGGCCACAUCGACCAGUGGGUUGUCGGUCCCGUCUACGAGGGCUCGACGACUGCUCGGAGCUUUUCUUCCGGCGGCAAGAUUGGACAAUAUCGGAGGCACUCGACGCUCCUGGACGAGCGUGGCAAUUACUUUGAGCGUGCGAGACCACAGUACGCGAACCAGCCUGCGUCAAUGUUCAUGCACACCAAGGACCUCGGCUGCAAGGGUGACGGCGCCACCGACGAUACGGCGGCUUUGCAGGCAGCUCUGUAUGCCAGCGUGGGUAGUAUUCUAUUCGUUGACGCCGGAACGUACAUUCUCACCUCGACCGUCAUCAUUCCGUCAGGUGCCAAGAUUGUGGGAGAGACGUGGUCGCAGUUGGCCGCGUCGGGCCCGUUCUUUUCGGAUGCCAGCAACCCGAAAGUCAUGAUUCAAGUCGGAGAGCAAGGACAGACGGGUACUGUAGAAAUGCAGGACCUCAUUUUCACAACCCGUGGCCCGACCGCCGGUGCCAUCCUCGUCGAAUGGAACAUCAAAGCCCAGUUUCCGGGUGCCGCCGGCCUCUGGGACUGCCACGUACGAGUGGGAGGCGCCCUUGGGACAGAGCUGACACCCGCCGAGUGUCCUCCCGCCACGAGCGGCAUCAACCCGGGAUGCUCUGCUGCCAGUCUGAUGAUGCACCUGAGGAAGUCGGCAUCAGGCUACUUUGAGAACAUGUGGCUCUGGGUAGCCGACCACAUGAUUGACGACCCCGACUAUGUCGAUGCCAAAAACGAAAUGACCCAGACAUCCAUCUAUGUUGCUCGUGGCCUUUUGGUGGAAAGCACAGAUCCGACAUGGCUGUAUGGCACCGCCUCGGAACACGCCGUCUUUUACCAGUACAACUUUCACUCGGCGGCCAACGUAUUCGUCGGUAUGCUGCAGACGGAAUCGCCUUACUUUCAGCCGACGCCGCCGCCACCGGCUCCCUUUACCGAAGUUGUCGGCAAGUUCGCCGGGGACCCCGACUACUCGUGCGCGAAAGGAGACGAGUUCAACGGCUGCGACGAAUCCUGGUCCAUCGUCAUGACGGGCUCGAGAAACAUAUUCAUGGCGGCUGCGGGCAUCUACUCGUGGUUCUCGACAUAUGGUCAGAGCUGUAUCGAUACGCAACAGUGCCAAAAAGCACUCGUGCUCCUCAAGAGCAACCUUGAAAACGUUCGCAUCACCAACCUCAUCACAAUCGGGUCCAAGUACAUGGCCGUCAUGGAGGGCAAGGGCAUUCUGGCGGCCGACAACCUCAACGUCAACACGCAUCCAAGCUGGUCGCAGAUUAGCGUUCUCGAUGUCGGCAGCGACGGCACCAACUUUCGCGAGUACAUCUGGCUCGACCCCAAGAUCUGGGACAUGGACGAGCCCCAAUUCACCUGCUCCCCGCCGUGCAACGUCAAGAUACCGCCAUGGACCGGCGCAACCAGCACGGUUGACCAUCCCCUCGUCACCGUCAGCCAGGGAUCGUGGACGAGCACGGUCACGCAGCCACCGCUGACCAUUUCCGAGUGGAUGUUCGAGGCCGCCACCGUGACCCAGGGCCCGGCCGGCAACAGGAAGCGCGCAGCGGCGACUGUGCAGCCCGUUCUCGCAACGACGCCGUACUGGCCUGCUUUCGUCUACCGCGGUGCCGACGGCUUGGCGACGACGACGUCGGCCACCGGGCCCUUCCCCACGCCUCCGCCGUCCAUCGGCCCGGGCGCUCCGGCGCCGCCGUCCGGAAGCUGGCCCAAACGCGACCUUCAGGUUGUCUUGGGCCCCAACGAGUCCCCGCUGGUGCCUGAGUGCUCCUUUCUCAGCUUCGAGGACCCCAGUUGCGUCCAACAGCCGUGGUUCUGGGGCAACGUCACCGGUGCCAGCGACGACGGCGGCGGCGGCGGCGGCGGCGACAUUGACAACCUAUGGGACAAGACUCGGUGCCCGAUCCCUACCUCGACCACCACCACAGCGGUCGCGGAGCCAACGGAGCCACCACCACCUAUGACGUCGCCGUACGAACAAGGCGACGGGCGGACCAACUCGGUCAAGUGCUACCAUGUGGGCGAAAACACCGAGGGCGAACGCAUGCGGUACGCGGCCAAGAGCUUCUGCCAAAGAAUCAGUGACAAGACGCUCGGCCCCAACUUCUUUUACGAGGAUAGGUUCAAAUUCCCGUACAAUGGCGGCAUCGGCCGCGUGGAAAUUGUCAUCUCGCUCGAGGUGAAGCCGCGUUGCAGCUUUGGCACCUUUUACGAAAUAAGCGCCGAGCACCCUCGCGGCCACGACGUUGCCCGUUUCGACCAGGGCUUGUGCGAAAAGUACCUCUCUGUGCCGACAGAUAGCUGCAACUGUGCCGGUGUCAAUUGGAAGCAGGGAGGUGUGGUGGAGAAUAACUGCUAUAAAUGGAGGAUUGACCCGGAGCUUGCCUUGUAG
Molecule: messenger RNA, 4917 nt
Organism: Drechmeria coniospora
Lineage: Eukaryota; Fungi; Ascomycota; Sordariomycetes; Hypocreales; Ophiocordycipitaceae
Product: Pectin lyase fold/virulence factor
Exons: 13
Coding region: 1-4917 (1638 amino acids)
Molecular function (GO): polygalacturonase activity
Source: RefSeq, a predicted model, not a curated record